AUGCCGAGCAUCAAUGAAGCGGAAACUAUCCGCAUUCUUGUCUCGACUGACAACCAUGUCGGCUACAACGAGCGAGAUCCCAUCCGGGGUGAUGAUAGCUGGAAGACCUUCCAUGAGGUCAUGUGCUUAGCCAAGGAGCAAGACGUCGACAUGGUCUUAUUAGCAGGAGACCUGUUCCAUGAGAACAAGCCCUCGCGUAAAUCGAUGUAUCAAGUGAUGCGAUCGAUUCGCAUGAACUGCUUCGGAGACAAGCCAUGCGAGAUGGAAUUACUUAGUGAUGCCAGCGAAAAUUUCCAGGGUGCCUUCAACCAUGUCAACUAUGAGGACCUAGACAUGAAUAUUGCCAUUCCGAUCUUCUCUAUUCAUGGCAACCAUGAUGAUCCUUCUGGCGAGGGCCAUCUCGCAGCACUGGAUCUACUACAGGUAUCUGGCCUGCUCAAUUACUAUGGAAGAACUCCUGAAUCGGAUAAUAUCGAGAUCAAACCCGUUUUGCUCCAAAAGGGUCGUACCAAGCUUGCACUGUAUGGAAUGAGCAAUGUCCGCGAUGAGCGUCUCUUCCGCACCUUCCGUGAUGGAAAGGUCAAGUUCUUCCAGCCAUCCAUCCAGAAAGAUGACUGGUUUAAUUUGAUGUCAGUGCAUCAAAACCACCAUGCCUAUACCGAAUCGGGGUACCUUCCCGAGAACUUCUUGCCAGGUUUUAUGGAUAUGAUUGUCUGGGGCCAUGAACACGAGUGUCUGAUUAACCCCAGACUUAAUCCGGAAAUGGGGUUCCAUGUCAUGCAGCCGGGAUCAUCGGUCGCGACAUCCCUCUGCCCGGGAGAGGCCGUGCCGAAAGACGUCGCGAUACUAAGCAUUACAGGUCGAGAGUUCAAGUCUGAGCCCAUCCGUUUAAAAACGGUUCGCCCUUUUGUGAUGCGGGAAAUCGUAUUGUCUCAGGAAAAGGGUGCCCAAAAGCUACUACGGAACGACAAUAAUCGAUCAGAGGUGACACGUUUCCUUAUGACAAUAGUGGAGGCAUUGAUUGAGGAAGCCAAAGCAGAAUGGCUGGAGUCACAAGAUAAAUCUGGUGAUCAAGAAGAUCUACCUGAGAUGCCUCUGCCACUCAUCCGACUUCGAGUUGAAAUUUCUACACCCGACGGUGGGAGUUACGAAUGCGAAAAUCCACAACGGUUCUCAAACCGCUUUGUAGGUAGAGUGGCAAACGUGAAUGACGUGGUACAAUUCCAUCGGAAGAAGAAGUCUGCAACCAGAAGCAAAGAUACAGACAAUGAAGAGGCACAUGUCUCGCAUCUGGUUGGUUUGGACACCGUGAAAGUGGAGCAGCUAGUCAAGGAGUUCCUUGCAUCACAGUCGCUGAGUAUUCUUCCCCAAAAUACUUUUGGCGAUGCGGUUGCGCAGUUUAUUGACAAGGAUGAUAAACAUGCCAUGGAAAUGUUUGUCAAUGAGUCUCUUGACAACCAGAUCAAACACCUCAUGACUUUGGAUCGAGAUGAAGACGAAAUGGACGACGAGGAGAUGGCUAAAAGCUCCUUGGCCCAAGCUAUGGAGAAAUACCGCUAUCAGAUGGAAGAAAUGUUCGCUAAGGGAGUCAAAAAGCGCAGUCGAGGGAAGAAGCGAUACAAGCCCAAGCCAGAUGGCUGGGACUCUGAUUUUGAUGGCGCGUGGGAGGAUCAACCAGGCGCACUUCUUCAUUCAGACACCGAAAAUGGAGAUCCCGCCGAAGAAUCUGAAGAUGGCCCAGCCCCAGUCGCAAGUCGCGGUCGUGCUUCAGCGAAACCCUCGGUUCGUGGUCGAGGCAGAGGUCGUGGAGGUCGGGGUGCAGCUGCUACCAGUACUCGAACUACAGCCCCGAAAGCCGCUACCACAUCCAUCAAAGGGCGCAAGAAGAAGCCUCCCUCCGAUGUUGAAUCAGUCGCUGAGGAUGACGUUAUUAUGCUGGAUGACGACGACGACGACGACGAUGUAGCAGCCACUAUCAUCUCUGAUGAUGAUGACGAUGAUGAUGACGAUGAUGAUGACUCCCAGGCUUUAUUUGUCAAGCAGCCCCGCUCUACUGCUGCGUCUAGGGGGCGCAAAGCCACUACAGCUGCAACUACCACGCGAAGCCGCGGAGGACGCGCAGCGGCAUCACCUGCACCAUCUUCGGCUACGAUCACAGCCCCGACCACCCGCCGAACAAAUGCUCGUGCCGUCAAGCCGACUCAAACCACACUGAGCUUUGUUGGAUCUCAGGCCAGCCGUCCCAGUAGAUCAACUCGCAGCAUUAGUCCUCCUAGCGAUGAUGAUGACGACGAUGCCUUUGAGCCGAUGACAUCGAGUUCCAGGCGCAGACGCUAA
Penicillium taxi is the source of this 2337-nucleotide messenger RNA. Its product is annotated as MRX complex nuclease subunit. The record is from RefSeq and is a predicted model, not a curated record. Gene Ontology annotation, cellular component: Mre11 complex; nucleus. Gene Ontology annotation, molecular function: DNA endonuclease activity; 3'-5'-DNA exonuclease activity; manganese ion binding. Lineage: Eukaryota; Fungi; Ascomycota; Eurotiomycetes; Eurotiales; Aspergillaceae. The coding region runs from base 1 to 2337 and encodes 778 amino acids. Gene Ontology annotation, biological process: mitochondrial double-strand break repair via homologous recombination; double-strand break repair via homologous recombination; double-strand break repair via nonhomologous end joining. The transcript has 2 exons.